UAUUGCUCCCUGCUUCUGCUUCACAGCUCAGACACACACAAGGCAGCUAAGGCUGUGCUGCAAAGAAAAAAUUAGCUUAGGAAACAAAAGUUCCAAUGGGAAAGCUCGGAUUUCUUUUCCCAUCUUUGCUGCUCAUCGGCUUUUUGGCAUUAGACACAACAUGUUACUUUGCAGACAGUCAGGGAAUACAGCAGCCAUUCAGUAAGGCCAUUCUGGAGAUGUUACAUAUAAAUACACUUACACUGCCGCAACGUACCAAGCUUCACCCCUACUUGAGAAAAAUCUAUCAGCGACUCAGUUCAUCGGACGCUAAAGAUUCCACUGAAACUGAGGGAAUUCUAGUUCAAAGUUUCAGGAGUAUCCGAGUUCCUGAAUAUGACAACCCUGGAUGGUUAUGGUUUAACAUUUCCAGCCUCAAGCCCUCCAUGUUGGCAGCAGAGCUGGUGUUACUGCGGAGAACCCUGCACCCCAAGGCACUGACAAUCAAUGUAACAAUACACACAAUUAGCUUGGAAGGGAACAACCUGUCUAUCAGUGAUCCACUAGACAGAAAGAUAUUGAAUCUGAGCAAGCUGCCAUCUUCUGGCUAUGAUACCUUCAACGUUUCCAUCAUCCUGAGACUGUGGAGGGUGAACGUGAUAGGAUUCCAGUUCCAGUUCACCGAUGACAGCGGCAGUCUGGUCCUGCAUGAUGCCCUCACUCAGAGUCUCUACUGUCUCAACACCAGUUCUCAAGAUGAACCGCUUCUCAUCACCUAUCGGUUUGUGCUAUCAGAGAAGAGCAAGACAGCCAGAUUACGUAGCAGUAGGAAUAGUCAGCGAUUCGCUGGUGGAUUGAGAGUGAGGCAUCUUCCUCACAGAGAUAUCCCCGAAGAAUGCAGCCUGCACCGGUGGUUCGUGAGCUUACGGUCUUCAGAGUUAAAUCACUGGAUCCUGGAACCGCAGGGUUACUACGCUAACUUCUGUAGAGGUCGUUGCUUCAGUGCUCUCUCUGACCAGGAGAAAACAGUACCAACCAUCUCUGCAUGGGACAGAGCAGCUGAAAACACAAACAAAUCACAAAGAUCGUACUGCAAUCCCCAGAGAUAUUCCUCAAUCAAAAUUAUGUAUUUAACAGCGAAUGGGAAUAUUUUAAUUGAGAAUUUGAAGAUGAGUAUUGAAAGUUGUGCAUGCAUGUAGACUUCUUUAUGCUGCAUGUGUGUGUGGUAUAUAAUUUUUUUCCCUAUGUCAUCUAAACUCAAUGUAUUCACUUUCGAGAAGACAAUUAGAAUACAAUAAGAACAUUGGAAUAAUAUGUUAGAAAGGGCCGGGUGUUAUUUACUAUUUGCAAUUCACAUUUGUAGAGUAAUUGACAAAAGGAGGACAAAUUAAACUGUCAUCAAACAGGAGCUGAAGACGUCUUUGUUGCAAUAUUUCAUAAAUGUUAUGAAUGUAUCAAGUUUUUAUUGUAUUUUUAAUUGUGUUUGAUUUGUCCUUUCUCAUUAACUUAACAGUUCUCCCUCCCUACAAUCUAGACUUUCAAAACAAAGAUGUCUUACAUAUUUUGUGUGCAUGUGUAUUGAAUCAACAAUCUAAUUUUAAGGUUGUGCAUACGUUAAAACUUUGGUGAGCUUUAUAAUCCAAGUUCUUUUUAAGGCCAUGCUCAAUCUUAGUAACAGAACAAUCAUGAUUUAAAGUAAAAUUUAUUGAACUCAUUAAGACUUCCCCUUGUGCUAAUUACAAACAAUACAAAUGUUAUCUGUAAUAUGCAAUAAGGCAAAGUAAUGCAUAUGAUUCAAUAAAAAUAAUAUCUUAUUUUAUAAA
This is a messenger RNA of Amblyraja radiata (thorny skate), 1802 nucleotides long. Its product is annotated as bone morphogenetic protein 2. The coding region runs from base 96 to 1178 and encodes 360 amino acids. The record is from RefSeq and is a predicted model, not a curated record. The transcript has 4 exons. Gene Ontology annotation, molecular function: growth factor activity; cytokine activity. Lineage: Eukaryota; Metazoa; Chordata; Chondrichthyes; Rajiformes; Rajidae. Gene Ontology annotation, cellular component: extracellular region.